This is a messenger RNA of Anguilla rostrata (American eel), 9642 nucleotides long. It is a transcript of the gene tns1b, whose product is annotated as tensin 1b. Gene Ontology annotation, biological process: fibroblast migration. The record is from RefSeq and is a predicted model, not a curated record. Gene Ontology annotation, molecular function: protein binding. The coding region runs from base 49 to 5439 and encodes 1796 amino acids. The transcript is spliced from 35 exons. Gene Ontology annotation, cellular component: focal adhesion. NCBI's taxonomy places the organism in Eukaryota, Metazoa, Chordata, Actinopteri, Anguilliformes, Anguillidae.
CUCCCAGGGAAUUAGGAGGAGAGAGGGGGGCGACUGAGAGUCUCCAGGAUGGCCCGUUUGGGCUGGUGCCUGGCCGCAGUCAUCAGCUGGGGCAAGCUGUUCCUCUCCUGCUUCUUCCCCCUCAGGGCCAACAGGAGGGACAAGCCGGAAGAGUUUGAGGCCGUGCAUUCCCACACCUUCCGGGUGAAGACGUUCAAGAAGAGCAAGCACUGCGGCGUGUGCAAGCAAGCGGUCAGCAAGGAUGGCCUGGUCUGCCGAGUGUGCCGUUUAACCUGUCACAAGAAAUGUGAGGCGAAGGUUUCUGCUUCCUGUGUUCCCAGCGCUAAUUAUGAGCUGCCUCCAAGCAACGAUGUCCCACUGAAGCAUGUAGAGACCAUGGGUUCGACGAAGUCCUCCAAGAGCGUGGAGUCCAGGCGCAGGCCGUCUCGGAGCCUGAGCCUCAUUCAGGCCAUGGAGGAGAACUACGACGUGGACCUGGUCUACAUCACCGAGCGGAUCAUCUCCGUGUCCUUCCCCAGCAGCGUGGAGGAGCAGAGCUACAGCGCCAACCUCAAAGAGGUGGCCAGCAUGCUGAGGUCCAAACACGGAGACCACUACCUGCUCUUCAACCUGAGCGAGAAGAGAUACGACAUAGCCAAGCUGAACCCGAGGGUUCUGGACUUCGGCUGGCUUGACCACCACGCCCCUGCGCUGGACAAGAUCUGCAGCAUCUGCAAGGCCAUGGACACCUGGCUGAGCGCAGACUCGCGCAACGUGGUGGUGCUGCACAACAAGGGGAACCGUGGGCGAACCGGGGUGGUGGUCGCAGCGUACAUGCAUUACAGCAACAUAUCAGCCAGUGCUGACCAGGCCUUGGACAGAUUUGCCAUGAAGAGGUUUUAUGAAGACAAAGUACUUCCUGUGGGACAGCCGUCCCAGAGAAGAUAUGUACAGUACUUCAGUGGCCUGCUGUCAGGACACAUCAAGAUCAACAACAAGCCGCUGUUCCUGCACCACGUCAUCAUGCACGGGAUCCCCAACUUUGAGUCCAAAGGAGGUUGCCGCCCCUUCCUCAAGAUUUACCAGGCCAUGCAGCCCGUCUACACGUCUGGGAUCUACAACGUCCAAGGAGACAGUCAGACCAGCAUCUGCAUCACCAUCGAGCCCGGCCUGCUUCUGAAGGGAGACAUUCUGCUCAAGUGCUACCACAAGCGUUUCCACAGCCCCACCCGGGACGUGAUAUUCCGGGUGCAGUUCCACACCUGCGCCGUGCACGACCUGGGCCUGGUCUUCGGCAAGGGCGAGCUCGACGAGACCUUCAAAGACGAGAGAUUUCCAGAGUACGGGAAGGUGGAGUUCAUCUUCUCGUUUGGACCGGAGAAAAUCCACGGUAAGCCGCGCUCAGGUCGAGGCGUCUCCGUUGACUACAAGACCCAAGACCCCCUCAUUCGCUGGGACUCCUACGAGAACUUUAACCAGCGUUGUGAGGACAUCGCAGACGACGUGGUUCACACGCAGGGCCCUCUCGACGGCAGCCUCUACGCCAAAGUCCGCAAGAAGGAGUCCGUGGACGAAUCGGUCACCGCCAACGGCCUGCCCGCGGCAGAGCCUGCCCUCCCGGCCGCCGAACACACCCUACCGGCGGUGGACCACGCCCUCUCGGUCAGCAGCGACUCGGGCAACUCCACCGCCUCCAUAAAGACUGAUCGCACCGAUGAGCCGGGCCAGCACCAGCAGGCUCCGCCCCCGCAGCAGCAGGCUCCGCCCCCGCAGCCUCAGCCGGCCCCGCCCCUGAGCCCCGAGGAGAAGAAGGAGCUGGACCAGCUGCUGAGUGGACUGGAGCCUCCGGCUGGCCAGCAGGCCUACCCGGCCCCCACCUCCAGCCCCGGGGGCGGCAAGCUGCACCUGGUGCCCGCCCAGGUCCACGUUAACGGGCAGGACAGCGCCGAGCGGGAGACGGACAUCCUCGACGACGAGCUGCCCGCCAGCCAGGAGGCCAACAGCGUGGACAGCCUGGGCACCCUCUCGUCCCUGGAGGGCCGAGCCACGCCCGCCGACCUGUACUACCAGCCCGAGACAGUCAUCAACGGGCAGGACGUCCCGUACCCGGACAGGGCGGCCGACAUGCCCGUCCACCGGAUGCAGGGCUCGGCGUCGGCGCAGGAGCGCAUCGUGGACGCGGGGCCCCCGCGGGGGGGCUACGACCCGCGACAGAACGGCGCCGUGUUCCGCUCGCAGUCCUUCGGGGGGGAGGCGCCCUACAAGGCGGCCAUGCCCAGGGCCCCCGCCCGGAGCACCAGCAGCCGGGACGCGGUGCAGCGGGGCCUGAACGUCUGGCAGCAGUACGGCGUCCCCGAGGAGCCGCUGGCCGAGGGGGCCAGCUACAGCCCCGCCCCCCUGCAGCACCCGCACGGGCUGCCCGAGUUCCCCCGGGCCGCCUCCCAGACCGAGAUCCAGCAGUCCAUCGAGACCCUCAACAUGCUGAUGCUGGACCUGGACCCCGCCCACGCGCCGGUGCCCAAGUCCCACAGCGCCCCCGUCGAGCCGGGCGUGGUCACCGUCCAGCCCUCCCUGGCCCAGGCCCACGCCAGGCCCUCCUACCAGGCCGACAGCAUCAUCCACGGCUACUACGGCGAGCCCUCGCCCCCCCAGUACCAGCCAGGCCCCGUCGGGGGCUACCCCGCCGACUUCUCGCCCCCCCAGUACCAGCAGGGCCCUGUCGGGGGGUACCCCACCGAGCCCUACGACCCCUCCGCCUACCACCAGCCCGUGGCGGCUAGCGUCCCGUACCAGGCGGGCCCCGGGGUCCUGGCCUACGCCUCCGACCCCUCCCCGACUUUCGGCCAGCUGCAGCUGAGGCCCCUCAACACGUACCCGUCCGGCAUGGCCGCCGGCUCCCCCGAGCCCCAGGAGCAGCACCAGCCCGCCGUCCAGCAGCAGCACAGCUACAGCGCCUCGUCCUCCCCCCUCCCCGUGCAGACCCCGGCCAAGGAGACGGACCCCGAGGAGGAGAACCUGGGGGUGCAGGGCCUGGUGGCCCAUCGCGUGGCAGAGUACAACGCUCGCAUCCGGGGGAUGAAACAAAACUUUCUGCUGCCCCAGGCAACGCGGCACCGCUCCUUUUCCUUCUCCGGCAUGCGGUCCCAGGGGAUGACCCCGGACAGCGCGGUGGCCCCCGCCCGACGCCGGACCACCAGCGAGGGGCAGUACCAGAACGGCCACGACGGAGGAGGAGGCCCCUCCCCCGGCGGCCCCGUCCGCUCCCCCAUCCGCUGCGUCUCCCCCGAGUUCGUCAACGCCAUCGCCCUCAACCCUGGGGGGAGACCCAAGGAGGGAUCCAUGCACAGCUACAGGGAGGCGUUUGAAGACAUGGAGGCCCCGUCCAGCCCCUCACCCAGUGGUGGUGAGAUCCAUCCCCCAACCCCUGCCUUCCCCGUCUCGCCACAAACCCCUUACUUCAACAUGUGCCGGUCCCCCCCAGGCCUGGCCAAGACGCCCCUGUCAGCCCUGGGCCUGAAGCCGCACAGCCCCGCCGACAUCCUGCUGCACCAGGGAGGCCCGGAUGUAGAACCUAGCCCUAUAACCGAUGCUGAGGAAGAGCCGCGCAGCUACGUGGAGUCUGUGGCCAGGACGGCAGCCGCAGGAGGAGGAGGAGGAGGGGUCCCAAUGAUGAUGCACCCCGCCCACCAGGGUUACCCUGACGACAGCUUUGUCCGGCAGGCCGCGCCCCCCCACGCCUUCAACCCUCCCCUGUCCUCCAGCAGUCCCAUCUACAGCCCCGACGGCAGUUACCCGUCGCCCGACGUCGGCGUGAGGUUGCCCGUGCACAUGGCCGCCCACCCCGCCGGCGACCCCGCCUUCCGCUCCCAGCCCCACGACGGCAUGUACCAGGGCCCCGCCCCCUCGUACCCGAGCCCCUCCGGCGUGGCGGGCGGGUACGCGGGCCCGGACUUCGGGCCCUACCCGUCGCCGGACGGCGGCCAGGUCAGCGUGCUGGGCGUCCAUGCGGUCCCGGGGAGCCCGCACACGCUGCACCGCACGGUGGCCACCAACACGCCGCCCAGCCCCGCCCUCCAGCGCCGGAUGCUCAACCAGGCCGGCCACGCCCCGCCCGCCAACGGCGGCGAGCACCCGACGGCGGCCGGCGGCAGCCCGAUGCUGGGCCGACGGCCCUCGGGGCCCCAGAUGGCCCCGGCGAGCCCCGCCCUGGAGAGGCACGGGUCGUACGGCGGGUACGCCACCCCGGACGACCGGCACGCCUCGCUCUCCCGGCAGAGCAGCGCCUCGGGGUACCACGCCCCCUCCACGCCCUGCUUCCCCAUCUCGCCCGCCUCCUACCCGGAGGGGGCGGGGCUCCGGCAGGGCAGCCCCGCCCCCCAGCAGCCGCAGCUCCCGGAGAAGAGGCGCAUGUCCGGCGGGGAGCGGCCCAACGGCGCGCCGUCCUACGGCACGCUCAACGGCAAGCCGGCCACGCCCGUGUCCAGCGGCGGCAGCACGCCCAGCGCCGCCUUCUCCCACACCCUGCCCGACUUCUCCAAGCUCUCCAUGUGCGACGGAAGUCCGGAGACCAGGCUGAACGUGAAGUUUGUGCAGGACACCUCCCGGUUCUGGUACAAGCCGGACAUUUCCCGGGAGCAAGCCAUCGCCCUGCUGAAGGACCGGGAGCCGGGAGCCUUCGUCAUCCGCGACAGCCACUCGUUCCGCGGGGCCUACGGCCUGGCCAUGAAGGUGGCCUUCGCCCCGCCCACGGCGCAGCAGAACAAGAAAGCCAGUGACAACACCAACGAGCUGGUGAGACACUUCCUGAUCGAGACGAGCCCCAAGGGGGUAAAACUGAAGGGGUGCCCCAACGAACCCUAUUUCGGGUGUCUGUCAGCGCUGGUAUACCAGCACUCCAUCACCCCUCUGGCUCUACCGUGCAAACUGGUCAUCCCCACCAGAGACCCUCACGAGGAGACCCCAGAGAUAUCCACUCCCACAAACACUGCUAUGGAGAUGCUCAAACAAGGAGCAGUGACUGUAGGGCCGAAGUCCCCCGGUGAAUCCCAUGCCUGCAACGUCCUCUACAUAAACUCGGUGGACAUGGAGUCCCUGACCGGCCCGCAGGCCGUCGCCAAGGCGAUAUCGGAGACCCUGCAGGCCAGCCCGGCCCCCGCGGCCACCGUGGUCCACUUCAAGGUGUCGACGCAGGGCAUCACCCUGACGGACAACCAGAGGAAGCUCUUCUUCCGUCGCCACUAUCCCAUCAACACAGUCACUUUCUGUGACCUCGACCCACAGGAGAGGAAGUGGCGCAAACCGGAGGGCGGCACUGCAAAGUUUUUCGGCUUUGUUGCCCGGAAACAAGGAAGCACAACAGAUAACGUCAGCCACCUUUUCGCCGAAAUGGACCCCGACCAGCCCGCCUCGGCUAUCGUCAACUUUGUCUCCAAGGUGAUGAUGGGCUCACAGAAACGAUAGGUUUCCUCCACCCCCCCCCCACCCCCACUGCUGCCAUUUUGUUUUUCAUGAGGUUGUUUUCACUCUUUUCACGUUUGUUAAUAUUGAUUUCUGAAGAAAAAAAUUUUUUUUUGUAGCUACUCUUUUUUUUUUUCUUUUUGUUGUCAUUUUGCGAAAGGACUUGGAAUUGAUCCGAGAUGGUUAUAGAGAAAGUGCUGGGGGAGGGGGGCGUGUCAGUGAUGUUUUGGGGGGAGAGUGAUUGGAUCUCUCGCGAGGUGGCACAAUCUAAGAAGGAUAUGAUGUCGGUGAGCUUCAUGUAAAAAAAAAAAAAGAGAAAAGAAAAAUAAAAAAUAACAAAGAGGCAAAAAGAAAAAGCAAAGUUGAGUGAUAAAACAGAGACUGAAAUCUAUCAGGCUUUUGGAUUGAUUAACCAAAGAAAAGAAAGCUUUCAGGGCAUGUACAUGUAAUUAUUGGAUGGUCCAUUUGAAAUAUAGUAUUCUGUAAAAUAGAACUGUUGAAAUAGAUAAAGCUGAAAGUAUGCUUUCUAUAUAAGUAUUUCAUGUCAUUUUUCUGAAAAAAAAAAAGUUUGUAUUCAUGCCAUCUUGCAAGGAAGUAUUCAAGUACAUUUUUGCAUGUGAGCUUGUUAACUCAAUGAGAUGUGUGUACUAUAUGUAGUCAUUUCUGAAACAGGAAAAGAGUUUGCAGGGCCUAUUGCGGGUUACAAACACUUCACUUAAUGGAACUGUUUUCUCCUACACACGAUAGACCAAUCACAAAUCCUUAAAUACUUUGCGGUCCAAAUUCUGCCGUUUUUUUUCUUCUUCUUCUUCUUCUUUUUCUUAAUGGUCUCGUGUGGUGGAGAUGACCUGCCCAGGCUUGAUUAGUCAAUCCUCGAGCAUGUAGAUUUCAGAUGAAUGGGAGAUGGAUUACUCUUGCCUGUAUCCACAGAACUCUUGAUUGUACUGCGGUCACGACUGUAAUCUUGCGCCAGGCUUUGCUUCGUAUCUCGGAAAGGAGGGGGGGGGGGGGUCCGAGAUUAAAGAAAACAUGCUUCUUCAGUCCCCACACGCUGCUCCAGCUCAUAAGAAUCCACGCUUAGAUUACACUGGAGGACCCCAGGACUUUUACCGCUGGGUUAUUGCACUGUCCUGCAUGUUAGUGUACAAAGAUAACCUUCUUACCUGUGGUUAUCGUCACAACAUGAAGGAAAGGAGGUUGUGCACAAGCAAAACAUUUGUAUUUAUAAAAGCACCUGGCACCACCGUUUCUGGGAUUUGAUAUUACACCAGUACAGUGAUGCUGAAAUGGUCAAAUUGAUUCAUCUGAAAUGAUUGGAUUAAGUGUCACCUCCUUUUCUCGUUAUGUAAGUAGUGUUCUUGCACUGGGUGUGUGAUUUCUUUCAUGCCAUUAUGACAUCACAUACAGCUUCCCCGAUUACUUGUACAGCUCACAUUCUAAGAGCGUGUGAUCUCUUACAUGCUAUUGUUACAUCACAGACAGCUCCCCCGAUUACUCAUGCACCUCACAUUCUAGGACAAGGACAUUGUAAUUAUCUGACAGUCAAAAGGAGUAAAGUCUACACAGGUUUCUGUCUAGUUUUCUUUUCUUCCCCGUACCCUUGGAGAGCAAUUUGGAGGUCCUUGAUUUUUUUUUUCAAGUAAACAACUCGGAGGCGAAAAUGGCAGACUGUUUCCCCUUGUAUUCCCGUGUAGUGUAUUAUCUGACUGUAACCAACCUUUAUUCUCGAAGCCGAAUCGAUUGACCGAGCAAGCCGUUUUUAUAACCGAGAAUCACUCUCCUUGCACACCAGUUCACAAGUAUUCCUAUAGCUGCGAAAUCUGUAGAGAGAAGAGUUUCUGCCACCGUGCAUCAGAAGGUCUAUGUUAAACACUCAUCAUACCCAAAUGUAAGCUAAUAAAAAAAACAAACAAAAAAAAAUAUAUAAAUAUAUAUAUACUACUACAAAAGGUGACUUUACUAAAAUAUUUAUUUUUUUGCUAUGUCACUCUAUGUUAACUCAUAUAUACAUAUAUUGUAUAGUCUACAUAAAGAUUACCUAAAGCAUUGGAAAAAAAAUACUCUUUAUUUUGGCUAAGAUUUCAAAGUCCAAAGAUUUUGAAAAGCGUUUAAAUAUGUAAGGUGUAAAGUGUAUGUAUCUUAAAGCUUGUCACAAUGUUUUGGAUAUUUUUUCACUGCAUUACAUUUUUCUUGCAUUGUGUGUUCUUUUAGGUUGAAGUAGGUGAUACUGUAGGGGUUAAAAAUCAUGUUUUCCCAGAUUCUCUGAAAAUGGCCUUGGAUUUUUAGUCUUAAAGUAGUGCCAUAUGUAAGGUUAUUCUGGUUCAUAUUGUUAUUGGAAUAAGACAUGUUUUGGAGGAUUCCAGGUUCAGCACUUAAAUGUGUUUAUUUUUCUGUGUUGCGUUUAAAAAAAAUGCAAGUUCUACAGACUUCAUUUUAAGAGUGCAUUAUACUGUUAAACAAAACACAAUAUCGUGUAAUACAAUUUGUAAAACGGUUAAUAAAUGUGUCACUGCAUGUUAACACUGUAUGGCUUUUUUUCAAGUUCUAAACAGAUAAGAUCAGAUUAGUUAGCAGGUAAUGUAGGAAACUGGUGAAGGAACAACUUCAAUCUGGAAGUGACUUUUUUUGUCUUCCAUUAACUGUUAAAGUUAAUAUGACAUGAAUUUUGAACAACAUAUUUACUGUCUUCUUAUCUGUUUCUUGUUUGAAAAACAGGUCAUAUGUUUGAAAUGGUUAGGAAUUGAUUUAUUCGCUGUUUUUGGAGUGUGAACAUGCCCCUGAAAUAGUGCAAUACCAUGCGAAUCCUGUGCAAAGAUGUUCAUCCCAUUUGGAAAAAUCGUUAUAUACAAUCUUUGCAGAUGCUGUGUCCUUCAAAUUUCUUAUUUUAAAAUGACUUUUUUUUUCUCUGGAAAAACCAAGGAUGAAGAACAAUUGUUUUAUUUAUUCGACUUUCCAUUUCAAAAUGGAAGGUGAGAUGCUUGCUGAUGUCAUAUUUUUUGUACUUUACUGCCACCCUGAGGCAUAGUGUGGUAUUACAUAAUGCUUUGGUUGGAUUUUGUGUACACUACAUUGAAGACAACACAACGUGACUCUAAUAAAGUCCGCAUACUAAACAAACAAAAUUGUUAAGCAGGAAAAUAAUUACAAAAUAAUAUGAAAAAUAAUGGGCGUGCCCUGCUGAGUAUCUUAAACUUCUGCACUAUGUAUUCCAACACUAGUGUGCAGCUGACAGUAAAUGAUGUUGGGAUAUGAGUGAGAUGCUUUUUUAUUCUACAAAAUCAUAUGCAAAAGAGAAUCAAAUCAAUAUCAUGUGACUAUAAACGGAAUGCAAAGUAAUAACACAAUGGUAAAUAUAUGCCAUCAGAGUGUAAAUAUCUUAUUGUUUGCCAAAGAUGUUGUCAUACUUGUUUCUGAGUCAGCCGACUCAGCAUUCAGCAUAAAUUUACCCAUUCGGGUCCAUAGUGUGUUCCCUCAAGCAAUUUCUUUAAUAGGCAAAACAAUCCCUUCUUGUGUAAGGCCUCUGCGACCCCAUUAACUUUACAAAGCACUUACAUUUGUUAAGCCACAACAAUGGAAAUAAUGUGUGGUUUAUUCUACAAUAAAUCAUUUUUUACAGCUGUAGCAAGGCGUGGUUGUGCUGUAAAAUAAGUGCUCUCAAUUUGGUAGGUAUUUUUUCCACAUUAUUAAUUUUUUUGAGAGUAGGUAGUGUCUCUACAGUCGUAUAGCGAUAUCAGUUUGAAUCAGUUUUAACCAACAGUAUACGAUGUGGCCUGUACACAAAGCCGUUGCUGUAUUCUUAAUUUCUUUAAACGGUCGACCGACACUUAUCCCCAAAUAUCCAGUUCCUAAACGAGUAUUUAUUUUCACAUCGUUUUCACACAAUAGCCUUCACUUUGGAAGUGUUGUUUUUUCCCCCUUUUUUUGAAUGAGGAAACUGCUUUUUGUGUUAACCUUUCACUCUAAAAAUGAAAGAGCCCCUGUUUCUGUGUACAGAAGGGUAGUGCGUCGUCUCAUCUGUCCUGAUAAGUGCCCAUUUUGCAGGGAUAGCCCUUGACCUAGAAUGUGUGGAAGCCCUACUAUGUCUGUACAGAACGUUUGUGUAUUUUCAUUUGCUUUUCAUUGUAUGGCUUUAUUGUUUCUGAAAAAAAAACACACACAUUAAAAGCAAUACAAAUCAAUUAUAUUAAAAUAUACUGUUGCUUGAAA